AUGGGGAUAAUACGAAUCCUUCUCCUGGGUGCUUUGCUACACCAAACGGAUGGACAGGGUUUAUGGAAUAACCAAAGGGAAUUUUCCUCCUUAUCUCAACUCAAUGUUGAAAACCAAAGACAGAUCCUUGAGCAAUUCAAUGAAAUACGGAGAUCUGUAGUUCCCCCAGCCAGGAACAUGCUGCAGAUGGUGUGGAGUGAGAAAGCUGCCAGAAAUGCUCAGAAAUGGGCAAAUAUGUGUGAGAUGAGAGUCAGUCCAAGAGAUCAGAGAGUCCUUGACGGUGUCAUCUGUGGUGAGAACAUAUUGCUGUCUUCUAACCCAAAAACAUGGCCUGAAGCAAUCCAAGUCUGGAACAGUCAGUCCUCAAACUUCAAGUAUGGAUAUGGAGCAACCACAAAAAAUGCCAACAUCGAGAGUUAUACUCAGCUGAUCUGGUACAACAGCUACGAGGUCGGGUGUGGAGUUGCCUACUGUCCUAAGGACCAGUUCAGCUACUUCUAUGUUUGCCAGUACUGCCCUGCAGGAAAUAAUGCAAUGCAAAUAGCUACACCUUACAAAAGCGGACCGAAAUGUGCUGACUGCCCUGGCCACUGUAACAAAGGGCUUUGCACCAAUCCCUGCAGGUACAUAAAUGCCUUCGCAAACUGCAACAACCUGAAAGCCCUUUUUGGCUGUAGACAUCCACUGGUGAAGGAAAAGUGUCCUGCAACCUGUAAAUGCACCACUCAAAUCAUAUAACAUCCUGGUGGAUGUCACCACAGCUGCUGCGAGACUCGCCUGUUAGGAAAGUGUAGAACUCACUGUGAAGUGUAUUCACUCUCAGUGCAGCAGCUCAGACUGACCUAUAAGUAACAUUGUUUUUCUGAA
Molecule: messenger RNA, 867 nt
Organism: Cuculus canorus (common cuckoo)
Lineage: Eukaryota; Metazoa; Chordata; Aves; Cuculiformes; Cuculidae
Product: cysteine-rich venom protein TEL1-like
Exons: 7
Coding region: 1-738 (245 amino acids)
Cellular component (GO): extracellular region
Source: RefSeq, a predicted model, not a curated record